Juglans microcarpa x Juglans regia is the source of this 1804-nucleotide messenger RNA. RefSeq lists its product as uncharacterized. The transcript has 6 exons. NCBI's taxonomy places the organism in Eukaryota, Viridiplantae, Streptophyta, Magnoliopsida, Fagales, Juglandaceae. Gene Ontology annotation, molecular function: lipid binding. The coding region runs from base 353 to 1585 and encodes 410 amino acids. The record is from RefSeq and is a predicted model, not a curated record.
ACGACAAAUGUUUCAAGAGCCUAUGACUAGUCUGCCCUUUCCCCUUCAAACCCUCUGCUCACCUCUCACGUCCCAAUCAAUCCCCCAAUGAAUUAUAAGAAACAAACUCUCCAUAACUUUAUCUUUGGAGUCUUCACCAAGUUGUUUGUUUAUUUAUGUAUAUUAUUUGUCUGGGUCUUAACUUUUCCUUUUUCCUUCUGUAGCUUCCCUUUGGUUAAUCCUCAAACCUUGCUCUGUUUCGACUUCUUCGUACUUGCAACUAGCAGAGUUAUAUUCCUCCCCGUAAUUUUCAGGGUUUUGUUUCUUUUAUUUUUUGAACUUCUUUUCUGAUGAAGUACUUUGAACUAUUUUUAUGGCUUUGAUCGAUGCUUUGUAUGAUGUUUUGGAAAGACCAACAAUGAUGGGGCUAUGGACAGGAAUGAUGUUUUUUCUGGGUCCUUUAUGUGUAGCCUUUGUUAUCGGAGUUCUCGCUGGAUGGGCAUGGAAACCCAAGUGGGCAACCAUGGAAAGAGAAAAUUUGAGCUGUUCUGUUUUAAAUACCUUUGAUUUAUCAUCGUGUUCAUCGCCCUCUUUGAACUUGGAUAAUGGGAAGGAUAGUAAUCGGUCCUCUGUAUCCCCCUCUGAAUAUGAAGAUUGCAGUAUGUCACAGCUACACGAAGAAAAGGCCAAUGUAGUGACUGAGGAGGAUUUAGAACAUUUAUGUCAGCUUGUGGAGAUGAAAGAUGGAGGUCCUCCUUGGAUACAAAUGAUGGAUCGUUCCACCCCAAGUAUGAGCUAUAAAGCAUGGCAAAGAGAUCCCAAGCAAGGUCCUCCACAAUAUCGUAGCAGCUCUAUCUUUGAGGAUGCCACACCAGAGAUAGUUAGAGACUUUUUCUGGGAUGAUGAGUUCCGAUCAAAUUGGGAUGACAUGCUUGCAUCUUCUACAAUUAUAGAAGAGUGCCCGAUCACUGGAAUCAUGAUAGUGCAAUGGAUACGGAAGUUUCCUUUCUUCUGUAAAGAUAGGGAAUACAUAAUUGGUCGUAGAAUAUGGGAAUCGGGAAGAUCAUAUUACUGCGUGACCAAGGGAGUACCUUGUCCUUCUGUCCCAAGGUGUGACAAACCGAGACGCGUUGACCUUUAUUACUCAAGUUGGUGCAUUCGAGCUGUGGAAUCGAAAAGGGGUGAUCACCAGCUGACUGCUUGUGAGGUGAUGUUGUUUCAUUAUGAAGAUAUGGGCAUCCCAUGGGAAAUCGCAAAACUUGGAGUACGGAAAGGAAUGUGGGGAACUGUCAAGAAGAUUGAGCCUGGUCUACGUGCCUACCAAAAAGCAAGAGCAUCAGGUGCAACUCUUUCUCGACCUGCAUUUAUGGCCCAGAUCAACUCCAAAAUAAGUUCAAAGGACCUGAGAUCAUUUGGAGGGAUUGACAAUUUGUCGGAGACGCAGAUAGCAUCUACAUCUGACAAACCAUUGGGGAGGAAUAUAUCGAAGCUCCUCAUUUUUGGUGGGGCUGUUGUACUUGCUUGUAGUCUUGAUCGGGGACUAUUGACUAAGACAAUUAUAUUUGGUGUGGCCAGAAGGUUUGCAAAUUCAGGAAACGGAUCGUAAGCGAAGUUCUAUAAUCUAUACAAGAAUGUGAAAUGUAACUCAUAUCUUGUAUCCUUCAUCCUGAUUGAGGGAGACCAUCUAUCAGAAUUCUGUCUAGCAAACACUUCCAGAAAGGAUAAAAAGGUUGUAUCUUAUAGCUCUUUUUUUGUUGUACUUAUUUAUAUUGGAAUAUGUGGCUACUUGUAUCACUGUAUAUAGCUAAAAGCAGAAAUUUUCCUU